This is a messenger RNA of Dimorphilus gyrociliatus, 1150 nucleotides long. NCBI's taxonomy places the organism in Eukaryota, Metazoa, Annelida, Polychaeta, Dinophilidae. The record is from the annotation of a GenBank genome assembly.
CAUGGGAAAAAAGACGCAUGGACCACCGCUCCUGGUUGCUAUACAGAAGAAUGAUCGUAAAAAGGUCCACGAUAUUUUAAUACAAAACAUUCAUAGUCGCAAUAAAAUCCAUGACCUUCUAACAUCCGACAUCAAGCACAUGGCGUCCGAAAACGUCGAUUGUCCACUAAUACUAGCCACGCAGCUGCCCGAUCCGACGCUCAUUUGCUACUUUAUAAACAACCAUGGUAUAGACGUCAACUUCGUCCACAAGAGGGGCGACGGAAGGAAGCAAAAGAUUAUUACUUUGCUUAUAGUAGCCGUUAAACGUCAAUUAUAUCAGACUGUUGAUGAAUUAUUGGCUUUACGAGCUGAUCCAGAUGUACGAAACCAUAAAGGGAGAACGGCUUUACAUUACGCUAUAAUGGGAGCUGAUUAUAAAAUGGCCAAAAGACUUUGCAUGAAGGGCGCAAAUGUAAACUUACAAGAUAAAUUUGAAGACUCACCAGUUCACAUGGCAGCUAGAUUUGGUCAUAUCGAAUUAGUAAAAUUAUUGCAUCAGUAUGGAGCCGACUUGUACAAGGGUGGACCAUAUGGUGCAAUACCCUUGCAUAUAGCUGCCGAAGAGGGUCAUGUAGGUUUGGUCAGAUUAUUUGUUCAGCAUGACGUUGGUGUGAAUUCCAAAGUUACGUGUGAUGAGGAAGGACGAGAAAAAGCUCCAUUGCAUAUUGCAUGCGAGCAAGGACAUAUUGAGGAAGUUAUCGUUUUACUCGAUCAUCUGAAAGCUGAUAUGAACCUACAGUGUUCAGAGGGUGAGACUCCCUUGCAUUGUUGUGUAAUAAGAGAGUACGACAAUUUCGGAAUGAAAUCAAAAGAUGAUUUUGCCGAAGUGGCUAGGGCAUUGAUAGAGGCUGGAGCAUUUGUUAACUCAAGAAACGGUAGGGGUGAAACGCCUCUUCAUCUUGCUGCCAGAAAUGAAUUUCAGAGAGUCGUCGAAAUACUUAUAACUAACGGUGCUAACCCUCUAAUUGAAGAUAAUGAUGGCAAUAAACCCAUUGAUCUAGUAUCAGAAGAUGAUGGUGUCACUAAACAAAACUUGAAGCGAGCUAUGACGGAGCAGGAAGCUGUACUUAGCCAAGUUCUAGAAGUUCAAUCGAGAGGAUUUAGGUAA